Dentiscutata erythropus is the source of this 660-nucleotide messenger RNA. NCBI's taxonomy places the organism in Eukaryota, Fungi, Glomeromycota, Glomeromycetes, Diversisporales, Gigasporaceae. The record is from the annotation of a GenBank genome assembly.
AUGGCCACCCACCAUACUAAAAAUUGUAAUUUAAUCACUAAAUACUAUCGAAAAGAUGAACGUAAAAUACUUCAAAAUGUGUUAAGGGUUCUUGCGAAGGAUCUAAGAGCGGAAAGGUCCGGAAAGCUUUGGAAGUCGUUCCCGCCUUGGGGGCGCGAUGAGAAUCCACUCCAGCUUGGAAUACGUAAAAUGUCUUCAAAAAAGACGUUUUCUUCCUCUACGCAUCAGAAAUCAGAGCAUCCACGUAGAGUUUUUGUCAAAGCAGAAUCAAAACGCUUGUGGCGAGAGAAAUUUAAACAACAAUGUUUACGACGGGUUAAAGAGAGUCGUGCUUUUGCUUUUAACGAUCGGAGACUAGGAUUUUGGAAAUUUUCAAAUCAGAAUGAUACAGACGACGAAGAAGAAGUUGCGCAUCAAUGGUUUGUAAAAAAAAUUCUAGAAGAAUGGAAACUUUUUUGGAAAGACGACAAUCUUGAUGCCGUUGAAGAUAUGAUAGAUGAUGAAUUUUUACAAGAAAUCAUGCAAGAAUCGACGUUAGAUGAAUAUGAAGCCGAACUCGCAAUUCAGUGCGAAGAAUAUAUACCAUCAUACGCAGAUGAUGGUCAAAAAGGCCAAAUAGAUAUAAUGGACCUGGAUGAAAAUAUACCGGCUUUGCUGUAG